AUGACAUGGUUGCGUGUUGCAUGCGGCAGGCGCGACGGCGUGGCGGCGAGCGUGGCGCGCGCGGCGCUGGCGCGGCUGCCGGCGCGCCGGCGCUGCCCGCAGGCGCUGGCCGCCUGCCCCGUGCCCAGCAACGUCACCGAGCCUCGCGCCAUGUUCAUAGCCGAUCCGGAUCUGCUUGCGGAGAAUCUGUCCACGAUCGUGCUGGGGUGCGCCGUGGACGUAGCGAGCGGGCCAAUGCGCGCCGCGCUGCCCACGCUGGCGCCGGCCGAGCAAGACCUGCUGCGUCUGCUCGUUCGCCUCCACUUUGGGAGGACGUAUAUCAAAGCUCAAUUUAAAAGCCUGCCCGCCACCUAUCCUGAGUAUCGCAUCAAGGUUACGAAAACGGCCCGCACGGUGGAGUGCAAGAAGUGGUGGAAGGGAGAGAUGGUGGUGGUGGAGCUGAGCGAGCUGCACCCGCUGGAGCCGCCCGAGGUGCGGGCCGUAGGCGGCUGCGAGACCGCCGCUGCCGCACUUCGAUCCGCCAUCGCGGAACUGCCCGCCUGCGAACGCCACAGCCGCUGGCUGGCGAAGGCGCUGGCCGCCUGGGUGCCCAAGUUCGCGUAGCGCCGGCGUCCGCAGCACGCGCUCAAUUUCGAUCUAAUCGUGCCAUUAUCUCCAUGAUAAUAAAAUAACA
Molecule: messenger RNA, 673 nt
Organism: Zerene cesonia (dogface butterfly)
Lineage: Eukaryota; Metazoa; Arthropoda; Insecta; Lepidoptera; Pieridae
Exons: 4
Coding region: 1-603 (200 amino acids)
Source: RefSeq, a predicted model, not a curated record